Triplophysa dalaica is the source of this 407-nucleotide messenger RNA. RefSeq names its product ribonuclease inhibitor-like. The coding region runs from base 84 to 407 and encodes 107 amino acids. The transcript has 3 exons. The record is from RefSeq and is a predicted model, not a curated record. Gene Ontology annotation, molecular function: protein binding. Lineage: Eukaryota; Metazoa; Chordata; Actinopteri; Cypriniformes; Nemacheilidae.
GCGGUUUUGUGUUUCUGCAGCUAGAAAUAGACAUCUCACAAGAACGUUUGGCGAGCUGUAACCUCACUUACAAGAGUUGUGAAAUGUUGACAUCAGCUCUACAAUCCUCAAACUCUCCUCUGAGAGAGCUGGACCUGAGUGACAAUGAUCUGCAGGAUUCAGGAGUGAAGCUCAUCUCUGAUGGACUGAAGAGCUCAAACUGCCAACUAGAGAUACUGAGAUUAUCUGGCUGUAUGGUGACAGAGGAAGGCUGUGGUUAUUUGGCUUCAGCUCUGACUUCAAACCCGUCCCAUCUGAGAGAGUUGGACCUGAGCUACAAUCACCCGGGACGCUCUGGAGUUCAGCUGCUGUCUGAGAAACUAAACGAUCCGAAGUGCAAACUGGACGACCUCAAGUAUGAAUUCUGA